Podospora bellae-mahoneyi is the source of this 2368-nucleotide messenger RNA. RefSeq lists its product as uncharacterized. Gene Ontology annotation, molecular function: metal ion binding. The transcript is spliced from 4 exons. Gene Ontology annotation, cellular component: nucleus. The record is from RefSeq and is a predicted model, not a curated record. Bases 266 to 2242 code for a protein of 658 amino acids. NCBI's taxonomy places the organism in Eukaryota, Fungi, Ascomycota, Sordariomycetes, Sordariales, Podosporaceae.
CUACUGGGCAGACUUUGUGGCAGGAUGAUUGCCCUCAUGUGCCUUUUUUUUUGUUGCAAUACCGCUUAAAGCUUUCAAAAACCCUCGGUAAUGUCUGAAAUACAAUUUCCUUAGGGAUAUCGAACCCGAAAUGCAAAUGCGAUUGAGCUCUUGAUUCCGGCGAACAUGUUUGUAUGUAGGUUCAUAGCUCGGCAUGCACCGGCAUUCUGUGGAAAGCCGGGGUUGACCCACAGGGUUGGCCAGUGCGCUGCGGGAUGUGGAUUCGAUGGACAGCACCAGCCACAUCCACAUCCAGUCUUGGGUGGCUCCAACCUUCGCCAAGCUGCAAGGCUGCGGGAAGGCUGAGAAUUCAUGCCAUCGCGCCGCUCUCUCUACCAAACGCGUUUUUGAGAAGAGCAAGUCAGUUGCGACCAACCACGACACAACAAACACAACCAGGUCAUGGUACAGCAAUAGUAUCCGACACCCUGAAACAGCCGGCAUCAUGACAGUUUGCAAAUACUUUCAGCAGGGAAACUGCCGCUUUGGAAAUAACUGCAGGUUUGAGCAUCCAAGAGACGGGGGUUCGUCUCAAUCACCGUUUGGCGGCGGUGGGAACAGAUUCAGCGCCCUUUCUGGAGGACAGCAGGGCGCAUUUGGAGGGUCUAAACAGUCAGAUCAACCCGAGUACGCCGGCCUGAACGAGGAAACGAUUCGAAAAGAUCUUCAGAACGAACUACCACAAUGGAUAUUCUCCUGCUACGGCCCAGGAAAAGAUGCGCCAGACAACCUAUUCGGCGGCUACCCCCGUGAGCAGCAACCAGAGGAGCUCAGGAUACAUUUCAUGAAAGGUCAGGCAGCGGGGGAGGCAGAAGCAGCCAUGAACGAGAUUAUGCAACUGCAUCACGUAGCACGACAACAAAUCGAACACACGCUGAGCAACGUACCCGCCGCUAUCCAGCACGUUCGUGACGGGAUCAACAGACAUCCAAAUCGUCACGACAUAUGCAAACAAGGAACAGCAGGCAACACUGGAACAACGUUCGGACAGCCAGCGCCAAAUGCUUUCCAGAGCUCACAGCCUGCCUCGAAUCCCUUCGGUACUACCGCUCAACCCGCUGCUGGAGGUUUUGGUCAGCCAGCUGCGUUGGGUCAGAAGCCCAACCCAUUCGGUGCGCCAGCCUUUGGACAGCCAGCCCAACCAGCCGCUACCCCAUCACCCUUUGGGCAACCAGCUGCACCGUCGGCCUUUGGACAGCCAGCCGCCCUGGGAGCAAGCAAUCCUUUUGGGAAGCCAGCAUCAAGCGCUUUUGGCCAGCCCAGCGCCCUAGGGGGUGGCAACAAGGUCUUUGGCCAAGCCGCAGCACCGGCAUUUGGCCAGUCAGGAUUUGGGCAGACAACACAGGCACCAAGCGCUUUUGGUCAACCAGCUGCCUUGGGCGUCACACCAAGCCCAUUUGCUGCUGCCACUGCGAACACCGCCCAACAGAAUCCCAGUCCAUUUGGGCAGCCAGCGCAAAACCCAUCACCUUUUGGGGCACCGGCACCCCCUGCUGCCAAUGGCUUUGGCCAGCCCGCCGCAACCCCAAGUCCAUUCGGAGCUCCAGCAGCGGCUCCAGCAUCGAACCCCUUCGGGGCAGCUUCUCAGCCAGCACAAAACACACCAUCUCCGUUCGGGCAACCAGCAGCUCCUGCCGCCAACCCUUUCGGACAGCCAGCUCCAGCGGCGGCUGCUCCCUCACCAUUUGGAGCACCCGCCGCUCCAACGGCUACUCCCUCGCCACUCGGAGCUCCUGCCGCCACGACUGCUGCCCCGAGUGCGUUUGGCCAGCCCGCUACUGCACCAGCACCCAGCCCCUUUGGCGGAACUACCGCUACGGCCCCUCAGCCUACUCCGCAGCAAGGGGUGGGACCAUAUGGCCCUGGCGCCACUCGCAGCCAUCCCCCUUUGUCGUCAUAUGCCUCAAAAAACCCCGACAACACCCUUGGGAUGUUCAAAGGCAGACCCGUCCUGUAUGAAGUGGUCAAAAGCCAGGGGGAGAAGCCUAUUCCGGUUAUCAGGGGGUUUGACGGGUCGAUUCAGAAGAUUUGGAAUCCGAAUGGUGCGCCGAAUUACACGGCUGAGACGGAGGCCGAGCCUGAAAAGUACAAUGAUCCAACGGUGCAACGUCAAUGGAUGAUGUUUGUAGAGACAGGAAGGUUUGAGAAUGGGAUCAUGCCGGAGGUACCGCCAAAGAGGGAGUUUUGUGUUUGGGAUUUCUAAAGCGAAGGAUAGCACAGGGUUAUAUAAUCAAUGGAGACAAAACGGCAUGGUUGGGGGCGUUAUGGGGGGGUUGUAUAUAGCUUCUUUUCUUUCUACACUAGCGCAAAAAAUGCAACUGUUUAAACG